AUGGCACAGGACGUAUUUAUGGAUCCCUGGCAAUCAGCAAAUUUUCCAAUGGAAGAUGAAGAAAUGGGAAUGCCUCCUGGUAAAUAUGCUCGGAUGGAAGACGAUAUGGGAGAAAACAAAGAGCGAUUUGCGAGAGAAAAUCAUUCUGAGAACUUCAUUUCUGUAAUCGAAAAUGCUUUACUGAAACAAAAAACCUUCUAUUUUCUCAUCAUAUUCAAGAUCGAACGCCGUCGUCGCAACAAAAUGACACACUACAUAAAUGAGUUGGCUGAAAUGGUUCCACAAUGUGCUUCACUUGGUCGUAAACCUGACAAACUGACAAUUCUUCGAAUGGCAGUAUCUCACAUGAAAGGAAUUCGUGGACACUCUGCUCAAGAUGAAACCUCAUACAAACCAUCAUUCUUGACGGACCAAGAACUCAAACAUUUGAUUCUGGAAGCAGCAAACGGAUUCUUGUUUGUUGUUUGCUGUCAAACUGGCAAAGUUCUUUAUGUUGCUGAUUCAAUUACUCCAGUUUUGAAUUUGAAACAGGAAGAUUGGCUUCAAAGAAAUCUGAACGAUUUGAUUCAUCCAGAUGAUCAAGACAAAAUUCGAGAUCAAUUGUGUGGAAGUGAGGUGUCAGUGAACAAAGUGCUUGAUUUGAAAACUGGAUCCGUUAAACGAGAGGGUGCUUCAACACGUGUUCACAUGUCAUGUCGUCGUGGUUUCAUCUGCCGAAUGCGUGUCGGAGCCCUUGAACCUCUUCAUCGUCUCCGCAAUCGUCGUCCACUUUUUCAACACGGUGGACACAAUUACGUUGUGAUGCACUGCACAGGAUAUAUUAAAAACGCUCCUCCUCAAGGAAUUAAUGCACCAGCAUCCUCAUGUUUGGUAGCCAUUGCCAGACUGCAGGUAGCCUCAAUGCCCGUAUGCGCAGAUCCAGCAUCUGCAAAUCAGUUCUCGGUUCGAGUAGCUGAAGAUGGGAAAAUGACAUUCAUCGAUUCAAAAGUCGGUGAUUUGAUCGGUUUGAGUAGUGAUCAACUCAUAGGAAGAUAUUGGUGGAAUUUGGCACAUCCUUCUGAUGAAAAGACACUUCAGGAUAGUUUUAUAGCGCUCCUAAGUGACCAGCCAAUGAGAAUCAACAUUCGAAUACGUACUAGUACUGAUUACGUUCCAUGUACAGUAUCUGCAUACAAAUUCAUGAAUCCCUACUCCGAACAGUUUGAAUAUGUAGUAGCAACUCAUCAAGUUUCCCCGCAAGAAGAUAUCAACAAUUGGAUUACGGGACCAUUAGAUUCUCAGCCUCAAACAUCUGGAUUCAGCGAGCUAGGAGUCCCUGGAGCCGCCGAUUAUGGACAGUCCAGCAGUGGCGGAUGGAGGACGGCCCACAAGUGGCAGCUCCUGCACAAUGGACAUGGGAUCCAAUGA
This is a messenger RNA of Caenorhabditis briggsae, 1407 nucleotides long. RefSeq names its product Protein CBR-AHA-1 (gene Cbr-aha-1). Bases 1 to 1407 code for a protein of 468 amino acids. Gene Ontology annotation, biological process: regulation of transcription by RNA polymerase II. Gene Ontology annotation, cellular component: transcription regulator complex; cytoplasm; nucleus. Gene Ontology annotation, molecular function: DNA-binding transcription factor activity, RNA polymerase II-specific; RNA polymerase II cis-regulatory region sequence-specific DNA binding; protein dimerization activity. Lineage: Eukaryota; Metazoa; Nematoda; Chromadorea; Rhabditida; Rhabditidae. The transcript is spliced from 7 exons. The record is from RefSeq and is a predicted model, not a curated record.